This is a messenger RNA of Caretta caretta (loggerhead turtle), 2682 nucleotides long. Its product is annotated as maestro heat-like repeat-containing protein family member 7. Lineage: Eukaryota; Metazoa; Chordata; Testudines; Cheloniidae. The record is from RefSeq and is a predicted model, not a curated record.
GAUGGGAAUUUGGGUUUUCUCCUUUCAUUAGGAUGGUGUUAAAACUUUUGUAACCAGCAUGACAAGAUAAGAAGGCGCCGAAUGAAGCAGGUGUUGAUAGUUCAGAGGAGAGUAUGGAUCUCAGCCGAGUUCCCUAAGAUGGGGCACCAUGUGGCCCAGCUGGCUCUAUUUGUCAGCGAUCCAGACAAGGACAUCAGCCGGCAGGCCAGGGAGGGGACUUACCGGCUCUACCAGCUGCUGCUCCAACAGAGGGGCCUGACCAUACAUGACGCGGAAGAUCUCUGGUGCUAUGACUGGCACCAGGACAGCAGGCUCUUGGGCUACAAGAACACAGCCAGAGUGGGGGAGGUCUUUGGAAAAUUCUUCUGCGACGGGCAGAAAAGAUCCUUUCUGCAGACAGCAGUGCUGGCCAUCCACGACCCCCUGCUGCGUGUCAGCCAGGCUGGGCUGGUGCUCGUCUACUCCCUCCUGGGGGAAGCCCAGCAACUGAUGGGGGUCACGCACGAGGAUGUCACAGCCAAGGUCAUGGGCCAGCUUCACAUCAUCAGGCACUUGCACCAGAUGCCCGAGGCGCUGCAAGGGCUGUGGCUCAUCUGAUGCUCUGAAAGGUUCCCCUCCCUGUUCAGCAAGUCCCGCUCCCUGCUGCAGGUACUGCUCUGUCUCACUGUAAAUGCGGGGCUAGUGGAAGCGGAAAUGGAGGCCUCCUAGAGAACAGACUCUGACCUCCUCCUGAUCAGCAAUGGGGUUUCACCGUCCUCUCAGCAAACCUGUCAGCCAGGCUGGACCAGAUUUGAAGGAGGAGGAUAUCUAACAGGGUGGCUUGGCCCGUGGCUGCCCAGCCUGGGGCUAGGCCAAGUUGAUGACCAAGUGAGCCCCACCUGAGAGGAAAGAAGGGAAAAAAGCAGCAAAAGUACAGAAGCAGAGCGAGCUGUUCAGUAGACGGCCUCUGGCCAAAACCUGGAGUCCAGGGUCGGACUGGGUUCUCUCACCGUCCCUAAGGAAGGGGACACAGAAGACCAUAGAAACCCAAGAAGGGCAGGCCAAGCCGAAAUCAGGCCGAGGAAGAGCUCCCCACGAGGGUGGAAGGCCUUGUUUCUGUUCAAGACAUUUUUGGACUUUGUUUGGAAGGAGCACGACCCAGGAAGGAGUGGAGUAAAGGCCAGUCACCUGGUUGGGGGGCUGAGUUCCCAGACAACAAACUGCAAGCGUGAGUAUCAGCGGGGUUGCUAGACCAGCGAGAAAGCGGUGACACGAGGCCUGGCCAGCAUCUAGCGGGUAGAAAACUUCUCUGUCGAAUCCGCUGAUUUGAUUGCUUCGUCUUCUGGUUUCAGACCCUCUGUUCUCCUUCUGGGCUGCCUGGACCCUGACUGUAACAUCUCUCUGGCCCAGCCUCUUACACAGAUGUGUGCUGCAGCCAGCCUAGCGCAGGGAGCAGUGGGGACAGAUGGUCUCAUCCCGUCAGACCAAGAAACAAGGGUCCCAAUGAGGCUUAGAUGGAAGAUCCCAGGCAUCUCCUGGAGAGGAUGCGUCUGGGACCCUGGAGACUCUUUCGUGCAGGAGGUUUGAGCGGGAAGAGAUCAGUCACUGUCAUGACCCCCGGGUCAUUAACCCAGGUCUCCAGGGUUCCUGGGAGCAGCCACCUGGAAACCUACAAAAAACUGCUUACCUAGGACUGACGAAGUCCAGACCCAAUUUGAGGCUCCAUCCCUGAGGACCUAUUGGCAGAGUCCCAGAACAGCUAAUCGGCCCCCGGGACCUCCUUAAACCAGCAGCAGGAACAAGGAGCUGUCUGAACACCCGAGCUCCUCCCCGGCUCUGGACCGUGUGUUGGCUGUUCCUGCUCCCCCUCCCCAGGCUUGAUUUCCUGGCAUGCGGACUCGGGGUGACUCAUCUGACUUGAGGUGCUGAAGACAAUUUGGUCUUUUGCUUCUGCUCUUCCAGUGUCCUGACCCAGCUGACUCUCGACUCCUGCCUUGUGAGUGUGGACUCUGCCUCUGACCAUUAGGUCUGGCUGCUCAUGACCCGGCCAUGACACUGACUUUUCGACAAUUCCUCCAGUGCCCUUUUCUGCUCUCCAGCUCUGCUCUCCCAGCAAGACAAACCGAUCCCUGGCUCCCAGAGUCCUGCUUGCCUGCUUUUCAAGGGCUCGGGGGAGAGCUUAUCUUGCCCCCUCCCGCACCAAUGGCUGCUUUUCCUCGGGGACUCUCCCUAGCGCAGAGGAGAAUCCGUCCUGGCAGCAAUUCAGGAAGUCACGGAAGGGACGGUCUGCUCAGCUCCCUCUGCAAUGCCACUGCCCGAGACCAUUACGAGUGGGUGCCCAGUGACUGCGCCGGCAGCUCCUUGAGAGACUCCUGGGGCAGGGUAGUCGUGUUUCCCGGUGACCGCGGGAAGCCAUGCAAAGAGUGCGGCGUUGAGGAGACUCUCCUGCUGUCCCAAAGGGUUUCUGUUCUCCUGCACGGUCAGACCGUGGGGCCGGGUGGCAGAAUGGGGAAGAGCUGGUUGGUGAUGAGUUGGAGGAAUCACCAUAGAGGUGGCAGCAGCUGCAGAUCCUGGAGUCCCUGUGGUCGGGUUACCAUGCGUCCGGAUUUUCCCGGACAUGUCCGGCUUUUGGGGUUUUAAAUCACCCUCCGGGAGGAAUUUGUAAAACUCUCCAAAGGUCCAGGAUUUCCCUCCCAAUACAGC